Messenger RNA from Monodelphis domestica (gray short-tailed opossum), 5660 nucleotides. RefSeq names its product gamma-glutamyl hydrolase (gene GGH). Gene Ontology annotation, biological process: tetrahydrofolylpolyglutamate metabolic process. Gene Ontology annotation, cellular component: vacuole. Gene Ontology annotation, molecular function: gamma-glutamyl-peptidase activity. The record is from RefSeq and is a predicted model, not a curated record. NCBI's taxonomy places the organism in Eukaryota, Metazoa, Chordata, Mammalia, Didelphimorphia, Didelphidae.
CGCACUCCACACACACACGCACUCCACACACAUACUCGCUACAGAUUUGGGGGUUCGACUAGAUAAUUUUUUUCUGAGGCUGCCUAAAGGUCAGCGUCAAUGAAAACACCUGUCUGUCUCUACCUAGGGUGUCAGUGAACCAGCCGUGCGCUCCAGGACUACAUUUCCCAUGGUUCAGUUCUCUCCUUUUCUAGUUUCUUGGCAGUUGAAAAAGCUUCCGAUGUGAGCCACCACCCAGUGCCUAGUGCAGGAGGUAACCAAGGUGCACGCUGUAGCUCACUUCAUUCCCUCGCUGGUGCACUGUAGGGAGAAGCGGCUUGCAGGGAGGAGUUGGCUGGGGAGAUCCACGAUGGGGAGCUCUUGGCAGCGUCUAUGCGCUCUGGGAACUGUCCUUCUUUGCUUUGUGAGGGGCGAUGUCCCCCGGGAGGACAUCAACGAGAGGCCAAUCAUUGGAAUAUUGGCACAAAGUCACAAGGAAGAUUUACAAGGCCUCGGAAAGUAUUAUAUUGCUGCUUCAUAUGUAAAAUAUCUGGAAUCUGCAGGUGCAAGAGUUGUGCCAAUCAGGACAACACUUUCAGAUGAAGAAUAUGAUAACCUCUUCAACUCUAUCAAUGGGAUACUUUUUCCCGGUGGAGGUGUCGAUCUUCAGACUUCAAAAUAUAGCUAUGUAGCCCGACUGUUUUAUGACAAAGCCAAGCAGGCUUUUAAAAGAGGAGAUUAUUUUGCCAUUUGGGGAACAUGCCUUGGAUUUGAAGAGCUUACUGUCUUAACCAGUGGGAAGCAAUUACUAACUCCGACCAACACUUCUGGAAUUGCUUUGCCAUUAAACUUUACUAAAGCAAUAAAUGAAAGUAGGAUGUUUCAGAAUUUCCCUAAGGACUUGUUAGUGGCAUUGGCAACAGAACCCAUAACUUCAAAUUUUCAUAAGUGGAGCCUUUCCUUGAAGACUUUUAUGGAGAAUAAGAAGCUAAGUGAAUUUUACACAGUUUUAUCUACGAAUACAUACAAAGGCAUCGAGUUUAUCUCCACAAUGGAAGCCAAAGAGUACCCAAUUUAUGGUGUUCAGUGGCAUCCAGAGAAGAAUGCUUUUGAAUGGAAGAAAUUAAAGGGUUUAGUCCAUUCACCAGUAGGUAUUAGAAUGUCAUUCUACAUGGCAGACUUCUUUGUAAAUGAAGCUCGAAAAAGCCACCAUCGUUUUGCAAGUAAAGAAGAAGAAGAAAAGGCAUUGAUUUAUAAUUAUGAGCCUGUUUUCACUGGAAAUUAUUCUUCAUUUCAGCAAUGCUAUUUUUUUGAUUGAAUGUCCUUCCAAAGUUUUGUUAGAACCACAGUGAUUUGUAAAUGGAGUCAUUAAACUGUUGUUAUUCAUGUCAAUGGCAAUAAGGGAGCCAAGCCAUCUUUUUUCUAUUGUGUUACUUUGUUCUAUUUUUACCUUUCUAGACUUUCUUUGAAUAGAUUUCCAUCCAAUGAGAUGAGACUUCUAGAUCAUUCUUUAAUGUAUUGAAUCAGCACUUGUAAAAUUCCUUUAUAUUGAAGGAGAUAAAAUCCUUGCUUUCUGCAUAUUAGAAAAAAUGACAAGGAAACUGUAGGAAGAGAUUUUUACUCACUUGAAGGAUAAAUUCUAGGUGAUUUAAUAUUAUUUGGGUAGGAUAAUGUAAGCCUUAAACAUAAUUAGUUUUUUUACAAAGAGGAAUAAAUAGCUGGCAAGAUAGAAUGUUUUUUAAGUCUUUUUUUUUUGUCUUAUAUAAAAUGAAAGGAAAUUUAAAUUAGUCAAGUGAGUCCUUGACUUAUCAUGGACAUCAGCAAAAGUUGUCAAACCUUUUGGGGGUGAAUUUAGAUAUGAUACUGUGCAUUUUAUAUAAAACAUUUGAUUGGAUUCAUCCCAUGGGAGGGGAGAAGGUGCAGAACUUAAAAAUUAUUAGUAUUUGAUGACUUAAACGGAACAGAUAUUCUAGCACAUUAUCUAUGAAAUCAUGAACCUGCUUUUUCCUUCUUCAUCAAUUUUCCAUGAACACAUUACAGUCUAGCUAAUCAAAAUCAGGAAGUAGUCAUUUUGACAGCAAAGUAAAAAAAAAUCAAUCAUUACAGAUUUCUUCAUGUACCAUCUUUUAGGUUCAGACUAAUGAUUUAACUAUAGUUAGCAUCCUCAUGGGAAGAACAAAAAGUUAGUAAAUUUGAGGGUAAGAUUACAGUUAGAGUGACUGAAAUCUUCAUGUCCUUUCCUUUUUCCAUUUCUGUCAUCAAGGGUAAUCAUGUAUUUUAACUAUGAUAUUUUGCCUCCAUUGGACCAAUGAAAUUCCUCCAAUUAGAUGAAUUUUAUAGAACCUACUUUAAUGUAUUUGUAUCAGCAGUUGUAAAAUGCCAUUAUAGAGAGGGUAAUAUUUUUCUGGCUUUCUGAAAAAUAGAAAAAGUAUGCCUUGUUAAAAAUAUAGAAAAGGUGAAAAAGGAGAAAUUCUGUAAAAUGUCUCAGAUGAUUUAAUAUUAUCUGGGUAGAAUGAUUCAAGCUUUAAACAUAAUUAGUUUAUGUCUGUAGUCUAAUGGACUAGUCAUUAGUGCCCAUCAAUAUAUGUAUAAUAAUAGGCUUUAAUGUACAAAUUGAAUUUCUGUCAGAUAGCAUUUCACUUAAUGAACCUAGGCUCAAACUUCCAGUCGAGACAGUUAUAAACAAUGCACCAGAUCUUCCCUGAGGGAACAAAUCAUUAUUUUUCAUAAAAGAAGUUUGUUUCUAGUCAAAAGCUUUAACUCAUGUUGCUGCUACUACUAGACCAUUGUUUAUUUUCCACCAUAAUAUAUAUAGAUUGAUUGAUUGUGUUGAUCAAAAUGAGAGUCUUAGAUAUUUUUAAAAGUGGAAGCAUAGAAUAUCAUUGAAAUUCUUGAAUACAAAGCCCAAGAAGACACUCACCAUUUAAUUUGUCAUGUGAUCUCACUGAAUAGAGUCCAAUCUGAAAUACAACUAUUUGGUUUACUACUUUCAUUUUCUUUAAAUUAAAGAUCUUGUUAAAUUAUGGUUGGACUGAAUAAUUAAAUUGGUGGUUGCCAGGGAUUUAAUUUCUAAAUCCCAAAAUGAAUUACUAAAGUAAAAUGGAAUUUAUGGUAGUUUUUUUUACAAUAGAGGGAAGAUAUUAAGGAAGAGAAAAAAAGGGGGGAGAGAGAGCAAGAGCUCUGGCUUCCUCAGAGCCAGGUAGCAAUUCUAAGCCCCAGACAGGGGAAGGGAGUCUCAAGUGGAUGUCACUCCUCCAGAAAGGCAAGGAAACUUGUCAGCCUUUCACUCACCAAGGUGAUGGUAUAAAAGGAAAGCAGUCUUAGAUCUCCUGAAUGAACUCUUCCUGGGGUCCAGUUCCAAAGCCAAGUGUCUUCACUCCAAGCCUGAUUACUGACUGAUUCAUCUCCAUGUGCCUCUGUUUCCUCUAUUUAAAGAUCUUUUUCUAUUGUGUCACCUCCCCUAAAUUUUAUGUCUACCAAUUAGAGCAGAUGCUCCUCUCCAGGACUGCCCACUCAAUGUAUGAAAUGGAUGUUCACACCUUUUGUAAUUAGUUAUACCUUUUGUGGUUCAUUAACACCUUUUUGUAGUUAGUUAACGCCUUUUUGUAGUUAAAAUGGGUAGAUCUACUUUAAGUACUGAGUUAACACUUUGAGGAUUAAAAUCUAAAAAUAGACAAGGGAUUAUAAUUUAAUCUUAACAAUAAAGGAAGAGCUAAAUACCUUCAUUGUUACAAUCAAGGGAGAGCCAAUUAAUCCAAGGAGAGCCAAAUCCAAUCUUCACAAUCUCCAUAAAGUUCUGAGUCUGAUAGUACAGAUCCUUUUCUUACUUUGAUAAAAUAGUAAGUUAUGACACAUUGUGUGUCACUGCUGCUUGGGGUCAGUGAGAUAUUUCUAGGGUGCUUAUUUGCUUACCUUUUUAAACCAUAUAACUUAAAAGCCUAAGUGAACAGGUGAAUUAGGAGCUUCUUUUUAAAAGGAAAGGCAGUUGAAUGGGAAUUGAGAAAACAAAUAGAACCAGUUCUGUCACUGAAUUGAGUAAUUAUCAAAUUCUUUUGCAUUUUACUCUGAACAUAUAGCUUAGUAAUAAGGAUUUCCUCACCUGUUUACCUCAUGGAGAGGUUAUGAAAAUCCAUCCUCUGCCUCUCCUAAUUUUACCCAUCCUUUUAAGUCUCACUUCUUCAAUGAAACUUCUCUUUGAGCAUCCCAGACAACAGUGAUCUCUUUCAACUCAUUUUCUCUGCCUCUCAUUUGGCACUUAUCUAGUGAGCCUUGUACCAUUUCUUUAAUUUUUCAAUUGGUAUGACUUGACUCUCCAAUUUGCUUAUAAACUAUACUUGAGGACAGAUAUUCUAGGUCAGUGAUGGCAAAUCUGUGGCACCGGUGGCAAAGGUUAUACUCAGAGAACUCUGUGGGCAUGCUAGCCGCCCUCCCCCUGCCAACCAUCCUGAUCCUCCAGAGUUUGUUACUAGAAAGGCAGAGGCACUUGGGCAGAGCUGCUCCCCUUCCCCUCUCCAUUGUGUCUGAGGACAUUGUUUCUCAUCCCCCACUCUGCCCAGCAGCCAAUGGGAGCUGGGGGGGGGGUAGGGUGGGUGACUUGCAUACAGCAGAGCUGUAGGGGAGCCAGUCACUCCCCUCCCCCCUCUGCACUGGCUGAGAACAUUCCUCACUGCAGUUCAAUGAGAGUGCUUCCUCCCCUUUGUGGGCUAAGGGGUAGAGCAUGUCUGGUACUUGGCCGGGAGGGGUAUGGCAUAGGGUCUCUAAAAGGUUCGCCAUUACUGCUCUAGGCUAUUAUAUCAUUUUUAUACCUAGAAUAGUAUCCAUUAAGCACUUUCUCAUUAAGAUAUUUCAUAUUGGACCAAGUAAAGCUAUGUUAGGUAGGGCAGUGCCCCUUUAAACUUGCUCCCAAUUCUUCUUGUAAUACUAUCAUUAAGUUCUUGAACUGUUAAGAAUCAGACAGCUAAUGUUCAAUAUUGUCUUACAGGUAAGGAAUAGCACUACCUGAGUUUCAUAUUUUUUGUUCGUUUGUUUCUCUUUUUCCUCCUUUCCUUUCUUCCUUCGAUUUUAUCUUUUUCUAAAUGUGUUUUAUGCUCUUUAUGCUUAUAUUAUUGACACUUCCUGAUGACCCAAGAAUUGACCUCAGUGUCCAAAUAGAACCCUCCCUUUCAGCAAAGAAAUAAAAUGAAGCAGCAAAACAAAUCUACAUGUUGGCCAUGUCUGGCAAAGUGCCAGAUUUACAUGAAGCUUCACUUUCUGGUAGUCCUCAGCAUUGGGAGAUUGUUUAGGAGAAGACAAGUGGAGAGGUAAAGGGUGGACAUUAGAGAAGAAAUUCUCAAUACAAAGCACUCAUUUGCAGCAUGGAGAAGAUCAGAUAUCUAGAAGAAUUAUCAGCCUUCUGUCAUGAGGAGUAAAAGGCAAUACCUUCAAUUUAGUCAGCCAAAGGUGUUUUCUGGACAGAAACUAUACUUAAAAUACUUGGUGUGCAUAUAAUACAUAGGUAUUGUACCUUGAAUCUUCAGAUUUUUGAAAACUUUGCAACAUAAUACAUUGUACAUAUGGAAUGUAGUACAGAUGCAUUUGUAAGUAAUCCAUAUUUUUGUUUUAAAACUUAAAAGUAUGUUCUUUUGUUUUUUACUUGGUAAAUCUUAUUAAAUGAAAUAAAAAAUAUGAUUUCAAAAUAAAAA